UCAAAACUGUUAAUAAACGCCUCUGGUUUUUACAAGGAAGAUAUAACCGAAACGAUAAACGACUUUAAACAGUUUAAAAGUGUUUUAUUCUUAAGAUGCAAUAUACAUAGGUCUGGCUUACCAGCUACACUUGACUAUAGGAACAGUGGUUGAGAGCAAAUGAAAAUGGAUGCCAUAAAAUCCAUAUUUAGAGCUGCCUUUGUGCUUCCUUUAACUGCAGGAAACGUUGUAGCAGGGAGAUCAAAUGGAAAGCUCAUGCAUGACGGAAGGAUUUCCGGUUUGACCAUUUUAUCAAGUUCUGUUAUAAUUGUAGCAGAGAUUAUGCUCACAGCCGUCGGUAUUCAACAAAAUAACGAAAGGGCUUUAGAUGUAGCACGCCCAUUUCUUAUCGUUUUAAAUUUCUGUGGCAUUGUGUCAUGCCUUGCAGUAGGAUGUAGAGAGAAACAAAGAAGUCGACAAAAUAUCAACAGCAGUGUAGCAAAUGCUACAAAAUCUCUUCGACUGAAGUUUUUAUGUUUAUUUUGCUUCGGGUGUGUCAUUUAUCGAAUUAUAAAAUUAGCGGUACAUGUCAAAUGUAAAGUAUAUUUACGUCCAAAUGAUAGUGUCGGACAGGCAGUUUUAUUUGAUUUCGCAUCAGUGAUGUUUCAUACGGUACAAUUAUUUUUUAUAUAUCUUUUUUCAAAGCAAGAGUUCAGGCGUUCACUAUUCACAUUUUAUGGGCUUAUCAUGCUUGUAGUAGCUAACUUCUCCAAUUGGAUUUAUCAUUCUGCGCAUGGUUACGACUUUUUAUCUAACAACUCUAGCUCUCAUAGCCAUUCCAAUAUUUCUCGGUGCCAUCAUAGAAAGUCAGAGACAUCACUUGAAGAUUACCCUGAUUUAGCAAAUCCGUUCUUAGAUCCAAUGCGUUUAGAAUACUCUCUCUUAUCGUUAAUUUUCAUUUCUGAAAUGUGGCCACAAAUGCGAUCACAUGUAUUCAGAAAUCUUGACGACGAUGAUAAUGACGAGCUGUAUGUCAAUACUGAGUUAACACCUUUAUUACAAAGUGGAGAUCAACAACAGGUCACGACAAUGUCAAGGACUUUAGUUUCCAGUGCCAGGACAAAGUACAGUACAAUAGCUUUAGGAGCAUUGUUUAUAUCUCCUCGAUUGGUAUUAGAAUUUAUGGAAACAGUUGCUCUUAUCAAGUUGGAUUUUGUGCUUUUGUCAAUUUUGGUGAACAUUGCAGAACACGCACUAUUAAUCAUUGUUGUAGUCCGAUGUUUUCAUAUUAUGUCAAAUCAGUGUAAGCCCAGAAGUUCGGAUGAUUCCUGUUCUGUAGGAGAUAUUAUGUUGAUAUUAAGUUUUCUUGCAACCGUUGGGUAUUACGCGAUGCAUUUGAUGGCUCAUAUUUUCGCAUUGGUUACGAGUUAUCGAAUUAUUUUGACUAUCAAAGGUUUAAUACGCAUAGUGGCAUACUACUUUCAAACUGUAUACAUUUUGCAAAUGAAAAAAUAUAGAAUAAUAUCUGUCAAUGGAAAAACAUCUAUUCGUUUUAUGUGCCUGUUUUUAAGUCUUGUGCAUCUAGGUUUCUGGUUUUCAGAUACAUUUUUCGUUGCACAGUUCCUAUACAAAAACAGUCUUUACAAUACAGUUUUGUAUGCGAAUAUUCAAAAAGUACGACAAUUCUGGUUUCCUUUUGUAAUAUUUUUCAAAUUUGAAUGUUUUAUUUCAUUGUAUGGUCUUUAUAAAUCUGGGUAAAUGUUAAUAGUGACUAAAGGAAUCUCGUCACACGAAAUGUUUUAUCUUUAUUUCCAUUUUUCAACUUAAAUGAUUGGAAGCGAUUCUACAGACAGUUCAUUAUCGUGCAAACAGUAUGGACAUUCCAUGUGAAAAGGCAAAAGAUAUAACACGUUACAUUUUUGUGUUCGUUCAUUGCAAUAGAUAUGAAUUAUUAGGUUGCAUUUCUGUAAAUGUAGACAGUGCAAUUCCUAAAACGAACUCCAUUUGAGACUCAAACUGUGUCAUGCACUUCUACUAAGAAGUUUCGUAAACAAUUAUAUUCUAGAAUGGAAGGUUAAUAUGCACUUCUUUAUUAUUCAAAGGUGAAAACAUAUGGCUGUGUGGCAUACUUCUAACAACUAUAUGCCCCGAACUUUUAAGAUUUAAAACUUAUAAUAAAAUUCUGUACUACUCCUCCCUACACUUUAUGUCCUACUCAUAAUUUAAUUCCACCGCCUUUCACGUACAUUUAUACUGAUAACAUUCCCCAAGUUAUGUCUCUUUGAGAUGAAACGUAGAGAUCAUAUCUGGGAACCAGUACGUAAAAAGAUACAAAAUUCCUUUGAAUAUUAUAUAUCUCCCCAAAAGAGGCAUGGUUUAUGAAACAGCUGUAUUUACAAAUUGCAACCUAUCAAUAUUAUAACAUGUAUUAAAUGUCAUGUAUUUGUCAACUGAAUUACUAAGAAUUUUGUCGUUUUAUUCUUGCGAUAUUAUAUCACUGUUGAAUACUUCCCGUUCAAUUGUUAUACAAUUGUCAAAAGAAAAAUGAAACACAAUAUUGCAAUUAAAUAAACGCAUCAUAGAUACCAGGAUUGAAAUUUAUAUUUGAUGUUUGUGCCAGACACGCGUUUUGUCUACAAAAGACUCAUCAGUGACGCAGGAAUAAAUGCUUAUUAAAAAAGAAAAAAAAAACGAUGUUGUAGAGCAUUGAGGACCAAAAAUUUUUAAACAUUUUUGCCAAAAACAGCUAAGGUAAUGUAUUUCUGAGGUAGAAAAACCCAAAUUUCGGUCCUAUGUCUAUGAUGAGUUUAUUUACUAACUGUUUAGAAUCAACUGUACCGCACAUUUGGCCUAUCAAGGCGGAAAUUGUUAUGCUUGAUAUAUAAAUUGAAACCAUAACGCUUUUUGUUAUUCUAUGUAAAAGGAAGCUUAUUUUUUAAAUGAUGUUUCUAUAUAAGGAAACAGUUAUCUGAAACAUCCUUUGUUUAUGUUUUUAAAUAAAUGCACUUAUUGUGAACUCAUAAUCAUCCUGAAAAUGAGAUCUUAUCAAAAAUUAUCUAUUCCUGAUUUUAUUCACGAAUCUUGGUAUACUUUGUAAUUUUUUUACUUAU
Molecule: messenger RNA, 3089 nt
Organism: Mytilus trossulus (common blue mussel)
Lineage: Eukaryota; Metazoa; Mollusca; Bivalvia; Mytilida; Mytilidae
Exons: 2
Coding region: 160-1737 (525 amino acids)
Biological process (GO): proton transmembrane transport
Cellular component (GO): membrane
Molecular function (GO): proton channel activity
Source: RefSeq, a predicted model, not a curated record